Arabidopsis lyrata subsp. lyrata is the source of this 1390-nucleotide messenger RNA. RefSeq names its product peroxisome biogenesis protein 22. The record is from RefSeq and is a predicted model, not a curated record. NCBI's taxonomy places the organism in Eukaryota, Viridiplantae, Streptophyta, Magnoliopsida, Brassicales, Brassicaceae. Gene Ontology annotation, biological process: peroxisome organization. Bases 281 to 1129 code for a protein of 282 amino acids. The transcript has 8 exons.
CUCACCGUUUCAUAUAAAUCAGAUCCAUCGCACCCUACGAUACAAACCAUGGUCUCACAUGCUCAUCUACCGCCACGUGUAAAACAAGACACGUGUCCAAACACUUUGACUUUGCCUAGUUGUGUUCCAUGGAAAAAAAGUACAAUUCCUCUUUUCUCCAGGGAGGGCUCGAGAACAGUGCCAAUAUCCGAAAGCUGAAGCUAAGAAUCUGAAAGUUCGAGUCUUUCGUGAUUAAAACGACGACGUAUUUGAAUUUCGCUUUGAAGGAAAGGUGAAAUUAAUGGCGGAAUCGCCGUCGCCGUCGCCUACUGAAGAGAUCGUUCGGUUGAUUAAGCGUUUAAGCGCUUAUGUUGCUUUCAAAAUGUCAAGCCUUUUCUCUACUUCAUCGAUUCGCAAUCUGGAUUCAAGAUCGAUUGGUGCGAUUGCGGGGCUUGCGAUUGCGGUGAUUUUUACGUGGAGGGCGAUAAGAACGCCGGGGGAGCAUCGUCAAAGAAGGCAGCCGAAGCGUAGGAUUAACAAUGCUGAAACGUCUAGUGCUGCUGCUGCUGCUGCUCAGUCGAAUGUAGCUUCGGUACUUCCUGAAUUUUCUUCGCCUCGUGAGGAUAAUGCGGUGCAAGAUGUUGUUGAUCAGUUCUUUCAACCUGUUAAACCUACCUUGGGGCAAAUAGUUAGACAGAAGCUUAGUGAAGGAAGGAAGGUAACAUGCCGUCUUCUUGGAGUAAUUCUUGAGGAAACAAGUCCAGAAGAACUCCAAAAACAAGCAACAGUGAGGUCAUCUGUUUUGGAAGUUCUGCUAGAGAUUACAAAGUAUAGUGAUUUAUAUCUCAUGGAAAGAGUUCUUGACGAUGAAAGCGAAGCCAAAGUUCUACAGGCUUUAGAGAAUGCAGGAGUUUUCACAUCUGGUGGUUUGGUCAAAGAUAAGGUCCUCUUUUGUAGUACAGAGAUAGGAAGAACUUCCUUUGUCAGACAACUAGAACCUGACUGGCAUAUCGAUACAAACCCGGAAAUCAGCACACAACUAGCUAGGUUCAUCAAAUAUCAGCUUCACGUCUCUACGGUGAAACCCGAGCGAACGGCUCCAAAUGUGUUCACCUCGCAGUCAAUAGAACAGUUCUUUGGAUGUGUUUGAUGUCAACAAAAAAGAGAGGUGAAAGAUACUACGUUGUCCUGACUUAAGCAUCAUUGAUCGAGUGUCUCUUAGGCUGAAACUUGAAACUUGUUUUUCAUUUUUCUUUUAUUGUGUCUAAAUUAAAGUUUGAUAUACACUUUGGAGUUAGAUAUAUUAUUACUGCGAGUGCCAAUGUGAAAGUAUCCAAGUUUGUAAUUUUUGUAUUAGCAACUUAGCACAAGUCUUAAAGAAAUAAACAAAUGUCCUUUAUUUAGUCAUUAA